UUGGCGGGAAUUCGAAAGCUUUUCGUUUUAAUAAAAAAUAAAUUUAAAUUUUAGGCUUCCCUCGGGGACUACGCGAUCGAUCCGGUCACAAUCGAUGUUAAAUGUAUCGCGGAACCGCUCGUCGAGAGACGCGGCCAACCUCAGAGCUGUUGUGAACAAUGGCGACGUUUCGACGAAAGUGACAUUUUAACGAACAAAUGUGUGUCCACGCGUUAAUGUUAAUCCUCUUUUGUAGAUGUUAAUCACGCCCAUUAGGUGUUCCCUUGGACGCGUCUCUGCUCGACAAUGGCUUUGAACGCGAACGCACUGUCCAGUGACAUAAGCCGACGAAAUCCACAGGAUGAGUACGAGCUCAUUCAGAGGAUAGGUAGCGGAACGUACGGAGACGUUUAUAAGGCCAAAAGACUUUCCAUGAAUGACCUCGCUGCUAUUAAGGUUAUCAAACUGGAACCAGGGGAUGAUUUUGCAAUUAUUCAGCAAGAGAUCCUAAUGAUGAAGGAUUGCAGGCAUCCAAAUAUAAUUGCAUAUUAUGGGAGCUACCUGAGAAGGGAAAAAUUAUGGAUUUGUAUGGAAUAUUGUGGAGGUGGUUCCCUGCAGGAUAUAUAUCACAUAACUGGACCAUUAUCAGAAAUACAAAUAGCAUAUAUGUGCCGAGAGACCCUAUUGGGACUAGCUUAUCUACAUAGUAUGGGAAAGAUGCAUCGUGACAUUAAAAGUGCCAAUAUAUUAUUAACCGAAGCAGGGGACGUGAAAUUAGCUGACUUUGGAGUCUCUGCGCAGAUUACAGCCACUAUCAAUAAAAGGAAAAGUUUUAUUGGCACCCCUUAUUGGAUGGCACCAGAGGUGGCAGCUGUAGAAAGGAAAGGCGGCUACAAUCAACUUUGUGAUAUUUGGGCAUGUGGUAUCACCGCGAUAGAGUUGGCGGAAUUGCAACCGCCUAUGUUCGAUUUACAUCCUAUGCGAGCGCUUUUUCUCAUGUCGAAGUCCGGCUUCAAACCGCCGACAUUAAAAGAUAAAGACAAAUGGAGUCCGACAUUCCACAAUUUCGUGAAGGUCGCUCUCACGAAAAAUCCUAAGAAACGACCAACGGCCGAGAAACUCCUACAGCACGCAUUUUUUCAAGGCGAAAUGAGUAAACGUUUAGCUUUGGAAUUGUUGCAAAAGGUAUCGAAUCCUAGUCAUAUGUUUACUGAUUUAGAAGCUGACGAAGACGGAGCCGUACCGAAUGUUCCGCAAAGAAUCGCUUCACGUCAUACUGCAAGACCUAGACCAAAAAGCCCUAUACCGCAAUUAGAUAGCGAUGAUCAAAUUAAUCUAGAUGGAACAUUACAAAGAGAAGUAAUAUCGCCAUCUGUCGAUGGUAGUCCGGCAUGGGAUAUUAUGGACAUCAUGAAUAAUGUAAAGACUGUUCAUAAUUGUGAUGCACAUCCAGACUGUGGUAUUGGUACUGCAUUCGAAGACGAGCAAGAAAAUAUUGUUGCCGCUAGCGAGACAACAGAUACUAGAAAAUCUCGUCGAAGCAAAACAGGCACAGAAAUAUUUCAUAUGAGUUUAAGGAGUCUAUUGCAGUACAUUGAUGAGGAGUUGUUGCUAAGGGGGAAUGCAAUGUCGAUGGUUGGUGGGCAUUGCGACCAGCUAUAUUCCCUGCAAGCUACACUUCCUCUGGGAGAGUCAUCGAAUGAUUGCGAAUUGCACUGCCCGUACUAUAACAUGUCAGGAUCUCAAGCAAGCCCCAGGCGUCACAGCUCUGUGGACGAGUUGUAUGGUUUGGUGAGCAGUUCACAAUCCCUAACUGCUGCCAAUGGACAACGUCAACGAUCUCUCUCGGACAGUGGUCCUAGAGAUGAGACCUCACAGUCUAAUGGUCAAAACGAGGCACCAGGUGAUGGAGAUAGAGAAAGCAUGAGUCCAGACUUAUUAUCGGAUACUCCACCUGUUCCCCCAAGGAGAAGGGACAGGAAACGCCAUACACCACCUAGACCCAUCAGCAAUGGAUUGCCGCCCACGCCCAAAGUACACAUGGGGGCGUGUUUCUCAAAAGUAUUCAACGGCUGUCCUCUAAGAAUACAUUGCACUGCGAGUUGGAUCCAUCCAGAUACAAGAGAUCAGCACCUAUUGAUUGCAGCGGAGGAAGGAAUUUACAAUCUGAAUCUAAACGAACUCCAUGAAACUGCUAUAGAUCAGUUGUAUCCCAGACGCACUAUCUGGAUGUAUGUCAUCAAGGAUGUUCUCAUGUCUUUGUCUGGUAAAACCCCGCAAUUAUACAGACACGACUUGCUGGCAAUGCAAAGCAAACAGAGCCACAGGUUUUCAUUACACAUGAACAAAAUACCAGAGAGAUUAGUCCCCAGAAAGUUUGCCUUAACGACCAAGGUCCCGGACACUAAGGGAUGCACCAAGUGUUGCGUUGGGAGAAACCCGUACAAUGGAUACAAGUAUCUUUGCGGUGCGAUGCCUACGGGAAUAUUUCUGAUGCAAUGGUAUGAUCCGCUGAACAAGUUCAUGCUUCUGAAGCACUUCGAUUGUACCUUGCCGUCGCCCUUGAACGUAUUUGAGAUUAUUAUAACGCCCGAAAUGGAGUAUCCGAUGGUGUGCGUGUCCGUAAAGCAACCAUAUCAACAGAACAAAUUGAAAUUGGAUUUGAUUAACAUGAAUUCGGGAGCGAGCUGGUUUCACAGUGACGAACUAGAAGACAUGGAUGGUUCAGCCACUGUGAUACCAAGAAGAGAAAACCUUCAUGUGAUCAAUGUAACUCAACUGGAGAAGAACGCUAUAUUAGUAUGUUACGACAACGUAGUGAAAGUAGUGACACUACAGGGAAAGCCUAGAUCAACCAGAAAGCAUAUGUCUGAAUUACAUUUCAACUUUCAAAUCGAGUCCAUCAUCUGUUUGCCAGACAGCGUACUAGCAUUUCAUAAGCAUGGUAUGCAAGGUAGGAGUUUCAAGAAUGGCGAGGUCACGCAGGAGAUUAGCGACCCGAGUAGAACGUACAGAUUGCUAGGAUCUGACAAAGUGGUGAUGUUGGAGAGUCACUUGGUCCAGUCAGGCACGCUGACAGAAUCCGAGGGAGCGGACUUGUACAUACUUGCUGGACACGAGGCCAGUUACUAAAGGCUUGCGUCUUCCAACUGUGAACGCGCUGGAUUGGUGUGUCUCAAAUGAUUCGUGAUUAUCACAGACUGCGUGUAAAGUGAAUACAAAACGAGACUGUAACUGAGAGAGAGAGAGAGAAAGAGAGAGAGAGAGAGAGAGAGAGGCGGUGGUCGACUUUGGUAAGAGAAUAUUGUUGAUUAUUCUAUUUAAAAGCGAACAUGUAACGAGAGGGGAAACAAGUCAGUCAGCGUGCAUGUUGUUUCGUCACUGUUCUCCGUAUAGUCGAUGCUGCAUAGACUGGGUUAUUUAUCGAGGACAUUUUUAAAACGUAAGAAAAAAAAAGAAAGAGAUUUAGGAUUUAGGAACCGAAAUCUAAAACACACACAAAAAAAGAUAAGAAAAAUAAAAAAUAGAGACAACAGUGAGAGAGAGAGGGAGAGAAUGGAAUAUCGGAAAGCAGCAGGAAUAUAUUUAAAGUAAUGUGUAAAUUUGCCCUUAUGCCUGACAAAAUAAAGCUUAUACCGAUCGAUUCUCCUUAAAGUAAAAAGGAACAAACAUAGCACGUCGCAGAAAUAUCUGUAGACUUGAAGUAUUCGUUUUAAACUGUUCCUUUCGAAUUUCAAUUUAAUCCGAUCGCAACGUAAAUACAUUUUAAAGUAUGCAAGCCACGUGCGACGCACAGGCGAUUGUAGAUAUACGAAUAUUUAUAUUUUUAGAAUGAUUUUAGACUGUACCAUAAUAUAGGAAACCCUCUGCAUCCUGGAUACAAAUUCAUUGGCGGGGGGUGGGGGGUGGGGGCGAGGUAUUGGCCAAAGAUAGUCUAAGUAGUAUUAUAGAUCAGCAACAGGAACAACGAUUUAACUAGAAAUUAAUCAUGGGAUGGCCAGUUCGACGAUACUUAGGGAUCGGGUGUGUCAUUAUUUCUGUGCAAAAAAAAAACUCACGAUUGUUUCGUAUAAGUUUUGCUUUGGUAGGCAUUGGGCUGUUGCAUCAAAGUUAUUUUAAUAAGACAUUGCGUUCAUCAGUGUCUCUAAUUUUGGACAAUUGUACAUGGGAAUACAGUAUACACGGCAAAGUAGUUUAUGAUGGCAAUCAUAAAUGAUUUAUUUUGAGAAGCGUAUAUGUGGGAGACAGACGGCUUAGCAAAAUGAUUCGUUUGAACAGAUUCGAAAAAAAGAACAUUUUAAUACAUAAACCGAGUAAUGAUCUAUGUACAACCGUGGAACAUUUUAAAUUACGUGAUUGAUUCUUAGCAUUGAUAAUCAAUUAGAAACGAUGCAUCUCGUGUUUCUUUCCCGAUUAAGGUUCUCUUAAAGAAAGGAAAUAUUUUAUGAGCACGAAUCACGUCGCACGCGUUUUUGGAAAAUGUGCUUUUUCCAACAAACUGUGAACGCGUUGGUAUUUUUCUUCGGAGAUCAAACAUAGUUACUUGGAAUGGUUUCUAAAGACUGGAAGAAACGAGGAUUUCUUAUUCGCGAAAGACUUUUCUUAAAAUACACGAGAACGGUGUGUAUUCUUCGGAGGAAGAGUGCUGGAUGAAGCAUAAUUCAUUGUCGAACUUUGUGUCGCGAGGAGUUGCUUGACGCAUUUCGUAUUUACGUUUCGCCUCUUGAUCGCCGAGAUUACGUUGAUUUGUGUUUUUUUGAUCAGGAACGGAAUCUCACGCAGUAUUGUACCAAUUCCUCGAGUUGAAGCCUUUACAAUGAUUUCGUUGAAUCAGCGUUAAUCGACACUAUGUGAUAUAAUCCUUUUGCACGGCUGCUGGUUAAUGCGAGCAGCGUGCGAUACAGUUUCUCUGUUUAUGAGUAACGUUCGAUCAAAAAAAAAAAAAGAGAAAGAAAAAGGAAAAAAUGAACAUAAGGAGAAGGAGAAAGGAAAAAUGUAAAAUGACUUCGACCUGCACUGAUAUUAAGAAUAACGUUCUAAACGUUUGUAAAUAGACUUUUUAUUUAUCGAGGAAAGUGUCUAUAUUGUUUAUGUAAUUUAAAUAAUACUCGUUUAACGUAUUUCCGUUGCGUUAAGGAGUCUCGGACGGUUGAGCGUCCGGACAGUGAAUUAAAAUGGGUAUACGUAUAAUAGAGAAAUUGACGAUGAGCUGGCGUGCACACAGCGAUUAGUAUGGAAUAAAAGACAAAGACAGCGCUUGAACACGUUUGUUUUAGAUUAUAAUUGUAUUACCUACAACUGUUACGUUAGGUUUAGCGGUAGCUGCUGCGAGAUUUAAGUUUCUAGAAUUUUAAAUGAAAAUCGAUUGUUAACGCAUACUUGAGGAAAAGACAUUCGACGCUAAAAGGGAAAACUAAUAGAUCUCACUGUGACGGUCGCUUGUGAAACUUCGCGAAGACCUUGGACGGGUCUCUGAACGUAAUCGAUGACAGAAAAUCGCAACAACAAGUAAUAUCUCUUAGGUCGUUAGCCGCCUAACACGUGUUACUACUACCAUAAAUCGAAUUAAUCGAAAGCAAGAGACAUUCGAUGUUGAGAGUUUAAAUAAUUAAGGGAGACUAAUCCAUUUGAAAAAUGCUUUUUCCGUGUAGCUAAACGAAUUCUGUUAGACUAAAUACGCAGAUUUCUAUUUUAAUAUUAGUACGUCUAAUAAAAUAAUAUCCACGUAAUUCUUCGUCGGGCCUUCGAGAAGUAAAAUAUUAGAUGAAUAACGAAUAAUUCAGAUAUGCAUAAUAAAGAGAUCUAUUAAACGAUUCGUCACGUAAUACAGUUUGUCACGAUAUACGCAUACAAUUAUUAUACGUAAUAGAAGAAUAAUUUGAUACCGA
This is a messenger RNA of Megalopta genalis, 5867 nucleotides long. It is a transcript of the gene hppy, whose product is annotated as MAP4K3-like protein hppy. Gene Ontology annotation, molecular function: ATP binding; MAP kinase kinase kinase kinase activity. Gene Ontology annotation, biological process: intracellular signal transduction; protein phosphorylation. Gene Ontology annotation, cellular component: cytoplasm. Lineage: Eukaryota; Metazoa; Arthropoda; Insecta; Hymenoptera; Halictidae. The record is from RefSeq and is a predicted model, not a curated record.